This is a messenger RNA of Oryza brachyantha (malo sina), 728 nucleotides long. RefSeq lists its product as uncharacterized. The transcript has a single exon. Bases 29 to 481 code for a protein of 150 amino acids. Lineage: Eukaryota; Viridiplantae; Streptophyta; Magnoliopsida; Poales; Poaceae. The record is from RefSeq and is a predicted model, not a curated record.
GCUCUCUCGGCCUGGUUGCCGCCUUGUCAUGGCGAUGGAGGUGGAGGAGGAACUCGACGAGUUCGAGGUGCUCUGGCCUGACACCGACGCCGACGCCGACGACGCGCCACCGCCGGCGAUAUCCCCUGCGCCGCCAUCGGAGCAGGCGUCCAUGCCGCGGGCCAAGCAGCAGCGGUGCGCGGCGGGCUCUCGGCCGGUGGACGUCCCCUUCAAGACCGCGCUCCUGCACGCCCGCUGGAAAUACGGCGGUGCUAAGGAGGAGGCCGACGACGACCACGGCAGCGACGUCGGGAAGGUGGCGGUCGUGCCGCCGCACCUGCUGCUGCUGUUCGGCCUGCGGCGGCAGCAGGAGGAGGAGGAGGCGGCGCCGGCGGUGUCGUGCACGCCGCCGUCGCUGGGGCCGCGGCCGUGCAAGCGGGCGCGCGACCUGCGCCACCUCCGCAACUCCGUGCUGCGGAUGACCGGGUUCAUCGAAGGAUGAUGCGCUGCUGCCAUUAAGGGCACAAAUUGAAGCUGUAUGGAUCCAUCCAUGGAAAUUAAUGCUACUAAAUUUGUACAAUCAAGGAGGAGAAAUUGAAAUGUAACAAGAUGAUUUGGGAGCUCGAUUCGAAUUGGUCUCGUUGCUUUUGCACUUCCGCAAAUAUGUUUCGUGAAUUUUCACCAUCCUUCGAUACAUCCGUACGUGUUAUCAGAAAGGAGCAAACACUAACACUAUCAGCCCCAUCUUC